Messenger RNA from Microthlaspi erraticum, 1749 nucleotides. NCBI's taxonomy places the organism in Eukaryota, Viridiplantae, Streptophyta, Magnoliopsida, Brassicales, Brassicaceae. The record is from the annotation of a GenBank genome assembly.
AUGGAGGCUGCAAAUGUUUACACACAAGAUGGCACCGUCGACCUCCAAGGCCGCCCUGUCCUCGCGUCCAGGACCGGCCGUUGGAAAGCUUGCUCUUUCCUUCUCGGGUAUGAAGCGUUUGAGAGGAUGGCGUUUUAUGGAAUAGCGUCGAACUUAGUGAAUUAUUUGACCACAAGACUUCACGAAGACACGAUCUCUUCCGUUAGAAAUGUGAAUAAUUGGUCCGGUGCCGUUUGGAUCACUCCGAUCGCCGGAGCUUACAUCGCCGACUCAUAUAUGGGCCGCUUCUGGACUUUUACUGCCUCCUCUCUCAUCUACGUCCUGGGGAUGAUUCUCUUAACAAUGGCGGUAACGGUAAAAUCUCUGAGACCGACAUGCGUAAAAGGGGUAUGCAACAAGGCAUCCUCCUUACAAAUAACGUUUUUCUACAUAGCCCUCUAUACCAUAGCCAUUGGAGCCGGAGGAACCAAACCUAACAUUUCCACAUUUGGAGCGGACCAAUUCGACAACUAUGACCUUAGAGAGAAAAAACAAAAGGUUUCAUUCUUCAAUUGGUGGAUGUUCAGCUCCUUCUUGGGCGCGUUAUUCGCAACAUUAGGACUCGUUUACAUCCAAGAGAAUCUUGGGUGGGGUUUAGGUUAUGGCAUUCCUACCGUAGGGCUUUUGGUUUCUCUCAUUGUGUUCUAUAUCGGGACACCAUUCUACAGGCAUAGAGCCGUAAAACCAGAUAAUUUGGCGAAAGAUUUGGUUCAAGUUCCUAUCACGGCAUUCAAAAACCGAAAGCUUCACUGUCCUGAUGACCUUUUGGAGCUCCAUGAGCUUGACUCCCAUUACUAUAAAAGCACUGGUAAACAUCAAGUUCAUCACACUCCUACCUUCAGGUUCUUGGAUAAAGCGGCCAUUAAGACAUAUACAAGAGAUUUACCUUGUACGGUGACGAAAGUGGAAGUAGCAAAGCGUGUGCUAGGGCUUACAUUAAUAUGGCUUGUCACUUUAAUUCCAAGCACCUUAUGGGCACAAGUCAAUACUCUCUUCGUCAAACAAGGGACCACGUUGGACCGAAAACUCGGAUCCAGCUUCCAAAUCCCUGCGGCUUCACUGGGAACCUUUGUUACGCUCUCGAUGCUUCUCUCUGUGCCAAUUUAUGACCAAUACUUUGUUCCCUUCAUGCGCAAGAAAACCGGAAACCCUAGAGGGAUCACUAUACUCCAAAGGCUUGGGAUAGGGUUUGUGAUCCAAAUUGUUGCAAUCGCGGUUGCUUCGGCUGUGGAGGUCAAGAGGAUGCGCGUAAUAAGGGAAUUUCACAUAACUAGCCCGAAACAAGUUGUGCCUAUGAGCAUUUUCUGGCUGCUCCCUCAGUACUCUCUUCUAGGAAUUGGGGAUGUGUUCAAUGCGAUUGGUUUGCUUGAGUUUUUCUAUGAUCAGGCACCUGAGGAGAUGCAGAGCCUUGGAACGACGUUUUUCACUAGUGGGAUUGGUCUUGGGAACUUCUUGAACAGCUUCUUGGUGACAAUGAUUGAUAAGAUCACGAGUCAGGGUGGACGGAAGAGUUGGAUCGGGAAUAAUCUGAAUGAUUCUAGGCUUGAUUACUAUUAUGGGUUCCUAGUGGUGCUUUCUAUCAUGAACAUGGGAUUGUUCUUGUGGGCAGCGAGCAAGUAUGUUUACAAGAGUGAUGAUACCAAAGAGUUUAGUGGAGGCUGUGUUCAAAUGGAGGCCAAAGCCUUAGACACAUCUCCUCUUAAUAUCUAA